GCGUAAUUUAGUUGUAUUGUUUGGCAGAAUGCUAAUGAUUGUGUAAAUUGAAAUAUUUUGGAAGCUAUUUUAUAACAAAUUCACUUAAGAUAUUCUUUUCACAAAAUUCUCGUAAAAUGGCCGAUCAACAGCAGUUUUUCUUAAAAUGGAACGACUUCCAAAGCAAUAUGGUAUCUUCAUUUCGGCACCUAAGGGAUGAAAAGAGUUUUACAGAUGUGACAUUAGCUUGUGAAGGGCAAACAUGUAAAGCACAUAAAAUGGUCCUUUCGGCUUGUAGUCCUUAUUUUAAAAGUUUAUUAGAAGAAAACCCAUCUAAACAUCCCAUAAUCAUUCUAAAAGAUGUAGCUUACAGCCACCUGCAAGCAAUUUUAGAAUUUAUGUAUGCAGGAGAGGUGAAUGUAAGUCAAGAACAGUUACCUGCAUUCCUGAAAACAGCCGACAGACUCAAAGUAAAAGGUUUGGCUGAGGCUCCUCAGGCCAUAAAGCGCGAAUAAAAGAAAUCGUAUUACUUAAAUUUCUGUACAUGUGCAAGGAGAUGCAUUUGACUGAUAUAAUGAUAUUUUUAUAUUGUAAAUGAGAUGCGCAGCCGAAGAACUGUUUUGUAUUUUUGAUUUUGAUCUGGUCUUUCCGUGUUUUCAUCUGAGAUGUUGUGUUAUUGUGGGGGGUGGUGGUAACACGGAAACAAAGAAACAUAUUCCACUUUGGACAUGUACAGAUAUGGAAGAUAUUGCAUUCCACAAUUUGACUUUUGGGGAGAGCAAUAUUCGGAAAUUUUCCUAAUAGGUAUAAUUUUUUUGUAAAAGAUUUUUAUAUGAUUUUGUUUUAUAGUUUUAUAUAAAAUAAGGAUUUCAUUUUAGUUCUCUAUGAUCUGUUUUUAUAUCGUUUUUUGCAAUAUAAUUCACUUUUGUGGUUUUGUAAUGUUUACCCUGAUGUUACCACUAUUUACAGAGUGAUCCAUAGAUCUAGAUGGGAACAACUGAUAACUAGAAAUUAUUAUAUUAUAUUUGAUUAUAAUUUAUUUUUUAUUCUAACAUUUUAUGGGAAAUAUUUAAUUAUUAUAGGAUUUUCAAGGAACAUUACUGUUAUUAGAUAUUUAAAUCCCUUUUUAAUUUAUGGGCCACCCUGUAUUAAUUUUGUAUAAAAGAAAAACAUUUGAGGCAUUUUGUAUUUAUUGACCCAAAUAUUUGCAAUAUUUUACUCUUUGUAAACUUGAUUUAAAUAAAGUAUUUCUGACAUA
Molecule: messenger RNA, 1237 nt
Organism: Aethina tumida (small hive beetle)
Lineage: Eukaryota; Metazoa; Arthropoda; Insecta; Coleoptera; Nitidulidae
Product: longitudinals lacking protein-like
Exons: 3
Coding region: 117-494 (125 amino acids)
Biological process (GO): regulation of transcription by RNA polymerase II
Cellular component (GO): nucleus
Molecular function (GO): protein binding
Source: RefSeq, a predicted model, not a curated record